UCGGAUGAGACAACUACGUCACUUCCUGUAUCAGCAUCAGCCUCUUUAGCCGUUUGUUUGCUAAGCUAACCGGCUGCUCGGUGCCGUAAUUCUCAAAUAUGCUGGAUUUAAUCGCUUUUAAAAGUAAACUGACGUUCAUCGUGAACAAUCUGGCCAAGGCGGUGAUGUCGGAGAGUUUUACUGCGGCGCAUAAAGUCUCUUUACAGAAACAAAACGCUGAAACUGAGGAGAAACUGGGAGCUCUGGUGGACAGUCUGUGUGUCGAAGCUGUGGAUAAAAUCCUGAAGAUGUUGGAGCUGGCGGCGAUGAAGAGGGAGCAGAGGAGCCCAGGAGAUCUGAGUGAUCCGGUUCAGUGUGAGGAGAGCAGAGACGGCAUGAUGAAGCCGCAGACAGGUGAGGACGGAGGAGGUCGGCGCCCCCCCACAGAGCAGACCUUCAUCCUGGUUUACGGGAGCGCUGCUGUGGACUCCAAGUGUCUGCUGGUGUCUCUGCAGAGCUCCGCUGAUGUGACAGGUGACGUCAGUUCCUCCUCUCCUCCUCCACAGGCCGACCACGAGUACGCUCGCUCGUCCUCGCCGCCGCCCGCCGCCGCUGCAGAGGAGGGAGGAGCCUCAGCAGCAGGCGGCAGGACACAGCGCAGCAGCAGCAGCAGCAGGAAAAGGAAAAAAGACUCAAACACAGCGACUGCGGCAGCGACGGAACCUUCCCUCGGCUGCUCGCAGUGCGGCAUGUUGUUUCCAAACAGCGAGCGGCUCGCCGACCACCAGAGGAAGUCUCAUCCCGCGUGCUCGACGUGCGGAGCGACGUUCACCGGCGUCCUGAAGCUCCGCCAACACGAGGAGAAAGAGCACGGGCUGCUGCCGUACACCUGCGACUACUGCCCCAAGAGAUUCAACCACAAAGCUCACCGCGACCUGCACGUCAAGUCCCGGCACACCGGAGAGAAGAGCUGCCACUGCGACAUCUGCGGGAAGGGCUACUCCUGCGUCAGCGUGCUGAAAACGCACCGCAUCACGCACUUCGACAAGACCUUCAUCUGCGACGUGUGCGGGAAGAGCUUCUACCACGCCUGCCACCUGACGCGCCACAAACUGGUGCACCAGGCGGAGCGGCCGUAUCGCUGCUCCACCUGCGGGAAGGGCUUCACGCAGGCGGAGAACCUGCGCAGCCACCAGGCCGUCCACACCGGAGAGAGGCAGCUCUGCUCCGUCUGCGGCAAGAGCUACCGCCGCCUCAAGAACCACGUCAUCAGCAAACACUCGCACGAGCUGCCGGCCGCCGAGCUGCCGGCCCGCCGCUCCGUCGUCGGCUGCGACGUCUGCGGGAAGAAGUUCCCCAACCCGUCGCAGUACAGAGCGCACCAGAGGAGCCACACGGGGGAGAAGCCGUUCCACUGCGACGUCUGCGGGAAGAGCUACCGGCUGAAGGAGCUGCUGAGGGACCACCGCUACACCCACAGCGGCGAGAAGCCCUACAGCUGCUCGCUCUGCUCCAAGACCUUCAACCUGGCCACCAGCUUCAUGCGGCACCGCAGCAUCCACAGCGGAGAGACGCCGUUCAGCUGCCACGCCUGCGGGAAACACUUCCGCCUGCUCACCUUCCUCAAGGCUCACCUGCAGACCAAAGCUCACCUGAAGCAGACGCAGCAGAGGCCGGCCGCGACCUCCGACCUCUGACCUGUCAGGGUUACACUUACACCACACGGCCAAAAGCUUUCCUGCAGAUGUUGGACCCUGCAGGGAUCAGUGAUCAGGUCCGACUCACAGUUCAUCCCAGACCGGAUGUGCUUAGUGGUUCCACACA
Thunnus maccoyii (southern bluefin tuna) is the source of this 1803-nucleotide messenger RNA. Its product is annotated as zinc finger protein 135-like. The record is from RefSeq and is a predicted model, not a curated record. Gene Ontology annotation, cellular component: nucleus. Gene Ontology annotation, molecular function: RNA polymerase II transcription regulatory region sequence-specific DNA binding; DNA-binding transcription factor activity, RNA polymerase II-specific. Lineage: Eukaryota; Metazoa; Chordata; Actinopteri; Scombriformes; Scombridae. Gene Ontology annotation, biological process: regulation of transcription by RNA polymerase II. The transcript has 5 exons. Bases 99 to 1676 code for a protein of 525 amino acids.